CGUUGAACCACGGAGUGUCGCCAGGUAAUGAUGUCAUCAACAAGAACUUUCAGGAAGGUUGUUCUGAGUUGCGUCAGUUUCUACGGUACGCAACAACUGAGGACAGAUUUUAACGUUCGCAUACAUUUAGCAAGUGCUUUGAAACGAUGCUGGUGACCAGGCUAGCAUGCCUGCGCAGUAUGCCUGUGAUAGGGCUGCGCUCUGCGCUAGCCCAGAGCUCCCCAACUCUGAGGAGCUCCUUCUUAAAGAGCAGUCAGCCCCUACUGAAGCCUUCCCAGGGGUAUUCCACAAAAGCUCGGUUUGGUUUCCGACGGGGCAAGACUGCUAAAGACCAGCUCAAAGAAGCGGCCUUUGAGCCAUCCGCUGAAACCUUCAUAAAAGUGGAUAACAUGGGGCGGAUGCUGCUGGGCGGCGGGGCCGCCGUAGGCCUCGGGGCCCUGUGCUAUUAUGGCCUGGGGAUGUCCAAUGAGAUCGGCGCCAUCGAGAAAGCAGUCAUCUGGCCCCAGUAUGUGAAGGACAGGAUCCACUCCACCUACAUGUACUUCGCGGGCAGCGUGGGGUUCACUGCCCUCUCCGCGAUGGCGGUGAGCCGGACGCCGGCGCUCAUGGGCCUGAUGAUGAGGGGCUCCUGGCUGGCUAUCGGUGCCACGUUUGCUGCCAUGAUCGGGGCGGGGAUGCUGGUCAGGUCCAUCUCUUAUGAGCACAGCCCGAUUCCCAAGCACCUCGCCUGGAUGUUCCACGCUGGCGUGAUGGGGGCGGUUGUGGCCCCCCUGACCCUGCUGGGUGGGCCCCUCAUCGUGCGCGCCGCCUGGUACACGGCGGGCAUCGUGGGAGGCCUGUCCACGGUCGCCAUGUGCGCCCCCAGCGAGAAGUUCCUCAACAUGGGCGGCCCCCUGGCGGUGGGGCUGGGCGUGGUCUUCGCCUCGUCCAUCGGCUCCAUGUUCCUGCCCCCCACGUCCCCCUUCGGGGCGGGCCUGUACGGGGUGGCCGUGUACGGAGGGCUCAUCCUCUUCAGCAUGUUCCUCCUGUACGACACGCAGAAGGUCAUCAAGCGGGCGGAGACCUUCCCCCUGUACGCCGCUCAGAAAUACGACCCCAUCAACUCAUGCUUGGGAAUAUACAUGGACACUCUGAACAUCUUCAUGAGGAUGGUGAUGAUUCUGGCCAAUGGCGGAGCAGGGAAGAGGAAGUGAACAUCUUCAGCAUUCUACAGAUGGACUAAAAGCACUGCUUCCUGUGAAACGGACUUCUUCCUGCAAGCCUGCACUGGAGUUACAAUAUACUUUUAGAACACAGCUCUUUCAUUUACCCUGGCAUUGGAGCUUAAAUUGUACACAUUAGUUUCAGUGUAAGUUGUCUUGUUAAAACUAGAUAACUUAUUUGUAAAGAAAUCACUCAUUGAUUUGCUUUGCAUAUGCAUUUGUUGUUUAAUUAAAGGAAUUCUGACAUGAUAGUGGAUUAUCAAAAUAUUGUUGAUCCUUGCUCGUACCUCAACCUUUUUUUCCUUAAAUAUUUAUACAUGUGGUUGUUAAUGUGUCGUAAUUUUUGAAUGCAAAGCAAAUCAGAAAGCUGUGGGGCUGUAUUGUCAUGGUAAAUUUCCAGUGUGGCAUAUGAUCUCCCUUUGAACGUGUGCAGUAUGGGUGUUUCCUUGCAAAAUGGUGGACCUGCAUGUGUGCUGUAAAAUGGGGUUUUCAUCGGUGGUUCAUUGGAGUAUUUGCUUUGAUUGAAGUUGAUUUAGACACAGCAGUGAAAAAAGCUCCUAAUAAAGUUAAGAACAACAGCAUUUCCCCUGUUGGAGAA
Molecule: messenger RNA, 1800 nt
Organism: Anguilla anguilla (European eel)
Lineage: Eukaryota; Metazoa; Chordata; Actinopteri; Anguilliformes; Anguillidae
Gene: ghitm
Product: growth hormone inducible transmembrane protein
Exons: 9
Coding region: 147-1193 (348 amino acids)
Cellular component (GO): mitochondrial inner membrane
Source: RefSeq, a predicted model, not a curated record